Molecule: messenger RNA, 1140 nt
Organism: Ilex paraguariensis (yerba mate)
Lineage: Eukaryota; Viridiplantae; Streptophyta; Magnoliopsida; Aquifoliales; Aquifoliaceae
Source: the annotation of a GenBank genome assembly
GACGAGCCAAAGGAAGAACCACAAGUGAAGAAAUUCAAGGAGGAGAAGAGCAAGAACAAGGAUGGAGAGAAGAACAAGGAUAAGCAGAAUAACAGAAAGAAAACCAACAAAGACGAUGGAAGAAAUAAGGACGACAAGCAGAGAAUCACUAUGAUUCUGAAACAGGGUUUCCAUUGUGUAGACUGCGCAUCCAAAGUCAUGAAAUACAUUCGUGGUCUUGAGGGUGUUGAAUCUGUGAAUGGCGACAGCUGGGACCAGAACAGACUCACUGUGAUCGGAAAAGUAGAUCCCAUAAAACUCCAAGAAAUGGUUGAACAGAAAACGCACAAGAAGUUCACACUGUCCUGCGACGUCUGUCUAUUACCGGAGAAAGACGAGGACGACAACAAAGAGAAAGGUGGUGCUGGAGAAGAGAAUAGGAACAAAGAGGCUAAAGACAAGCCAAAGGCAAACCAAGAUAAGAAUUCCAAGCAACCGGUGACGACAGCAGUGCUGAAGGUGCAUUUGCACUGUGAACGGUGUGAAGGAUCUAUCAACAAGAUCAAGAAAAUAAUCAGCAAUAUGGAAGGGAAUCAUAAGGUGAUCAUAGACUGCGCACAGGAUCUGGUGAUAGUCAAAGGUUCAAUGGACAUGAAAGCUCUAGGCCAAUCACUGAAGCAGCAGCUGAAGAAAGACGUUCAGAUUGUUUUAACUAAGGAGGACGGCAAGGAAAAAGAAAAAAAAUGUGGCGGUGACAGUGGUGGAGAUGGUGAGAAGAAACGAAAAAGCGGUGGCAAGAAGAAAGAAAAAGGCAGUGGUGCAGAGGAGGAGAGUGGCGGAGAAGAAAAAAAGGGCAGUGAAUGUGGCAGUGAUGAUGACAAAGCAAGCAAAAACAAGGAAAGAAGCGGUGGUGAGAAGGAAAAGGAGGGCGGAGAUAGAAAAACUAGUGGUGAAGUUGGCGGAGAAGGUGGUGAACAGGUGGAGCAGUACUGGCAGAUGUUCAGUGAUGAGAACACGAAUUCAUGCUCCAUUAUGUGAAAUAUGGGUAUCCCCUUGAUCAUUCUAAACCAAAUCAUAAUUAAACUUAAAGUUGAUCAAUUAUUUUGAUUUCUUCAAUUGCAGAUGUUUCAAUUCUUAAUCACACUUGUCCGUCAUUUCCAU